Nilaparvata lugens (brown planthopper) is the source of this 4764-nucleotide messenger RNA. Its product is annotated as mucin-17. The transcript is spliced from 9 exons. Gene Ontology annotation, biological process: regulation of transcription by RNA polymerase II. Gene Ontology annotation, cellular component: transcription regulator complex. The record is from RefSeq and is a predicted model, not a curated record. The coding region runs from base 246 to 4214 and encodes 1322 amino acids. Gene Ontology annotation, molecular function: transcription factor binding; DNA-binding transcription factor activity, RNA polymerase II-specific; RNA polymerase II cis-regulatory region sequence-specific DNA binding. Lineage: Eukaryota; Metazoa; Arthropoda; Insecta; Hemiptera; Delphacidae.
CGUGCUAUGGAGAUAAUAUUACGAAAACAACAUCUUCAUAUUAUCUUACCAGUAUUGAUAGCUUUUGGAAAAUAACAAAUUGUUUAUUGACUAUUAGUUGAACACCCUUCGUAGGCGAAGAACCUGCUCUCUUCAUCUGACCUACUCCAGCCAAGCUGCCCAUUGAAGCAUCCGUAGGAAGAAACAUAAUCAAGCUGGCUUCAGAUGAGGAUAUACGCUUCCCUCAUCCCUAUGGAGGAGGGCAAAUGGGCACGGAGGCGCAGGCUUACGUACCACAGCAGGAUAUGCUGGGAACUCAUAGUGAACGAGAUGUGAUUCCUCUCAGAAGUCAACUGCAAUCGUAUACCAGGAAUGGCCAGAUAUUCCUUGAUAUUGCCGUGAAGCCUGAAAGGACACACAGAGCUCGUUACAACAUAGAGGGCAGCAGGGGAGUUAUCAGAGAUGAAACUGGAAUUUCACAUCCUGUUAUCAGAUUGAAUGGUUACAAUAGACCAGCGAAGCUUCUUGCGUUUAUUGGAACAGGGAGUGGGGAUGUGGCUCCCCACCCGUACUACCAGGCCUGUUAUACGAGGAACUACACUGUCUGCGCAGUGAGAGAGAUCGAAAACACUGUAGUGUUGGAGAUGAAUUUUCAUCCAGAUGAUCAGAUGACUGUGAGUGUCGAUUGCAUGGGGAUAAUCAAGCUAAGGAAAUACGAUGUGGAACAAAGAAUGCAUGCUAGCGGUGUGCCUGUAGGCAUCAGAGCCCCCCGAAAAUCGUCAAAAGCUCGUUUGGUUUUUAGAACUACAAUCAUGCAUCCAGACGGCUCUUGCGAAACCAUACAGAUUGCUUCUGACUCUAUUGAAUGCACUCAACAAAUGUCUCUUCCCGAACUCUUGACAAUGUCAUGGAGAUCUUGUCCAGCUAACGGAGGCUUAGAACUAUUCAUGAUUGGGACGAACUUCUCGAGCGACUGUAAAGUAGUAUUUUAUGAGGGCGACGAAACGAAUAUGACAUGGAGAGUCUACGUCUAUCCAAUCAGAGAGUUCUUUCACAGGUGUCACCUGGUGUGCGUUGUGCCUCCGUACCUGCGCACAGACAUCACAGAGCCAGUCCAGGUGCGAGUGGUAGUCGAGUGCGCUGGCAACAAGAGCACGGAUCCACAGCCUUUCGCAUACACUCCGGUGGUCGGAUUUCUGCCCAACUCACCCAUUUGCCGACCUUACCCCCACCAAACAGAUUUCAUGGAUAUAUAUCUCAUACAAGUAAGAUGCAAGAGCGAGGACUGCCAGUGUGGUGGUUCACAGUUUACAUUAGGUACCUUAUUGAGGGGCUCAACACCUUACCAUCCUAUACUGUUAUGGACUUCCAAGCCUGGAGACAUUCAAUCGCCUCCAUCGACAGCAACUAUAGAACGCCUGACCAUUCCUCCCACACCUCUAUUCAUAGAUCGCACGAGAUUUACCCUACCAAUGCGUCUUUCAACCUUGCUUGAGGCUAAAGAUGAAUUGGUGAGAAAAAGACGAGAAAAUGCUCUGCUCAGAUCUUCAUUGGUUGGUGCUUCAACCUCCCCUGAAAGGCCCACUCCUGGUGAAGGUUAUCAAGAGAUUCCAAAGAUAUGCCAUGACAAGGCAGUACAAACACAUUUUCCACCAGAUCGACCAAGAAAAAGUCGGUCAGCAACGUCAAGACAUUUUUCACCAGAUCAACCAGGUAAAAGUCGGUCAGCUACGUCAAGACAUUUUUCACCAGAUCAACCUAGAACAAGUAGAGCAGCUAUGCAGCCAUAUUUUCCACCAGAUCAACCUAGUACGAGUAAAGCAGCAAUACAAUCAUAUUUUCCACCAGAUCAACCUAGUACGAGUAAAGCAGCUAUGCAGCCAUAUUUCCCACCAGAUCAACCAAGCACAAGUAGAGCAGCUAUACAGCCAUAUUUUCCACCAGAUCAACCAAGCACAAGUCAAGCAGCUAAGCAGCCAUAUUUACCACCAGAUCAAUCAAGCACAAGUCGAGCAGCUAUGCAGCCAUAUUUCCCACCAGAUCAACCAAGCACAAGUAGAGCAGCUAUGCAGCCAUAUUUCCCACCAGAGCAAACUCUUACAAGUACAUCAACAGUAGGAAUGCAACCAUACUUUCCACCAGAUCAACCAAGGACAAAAGAAGCAGCAACGCAAACAUAUGGUCUACCAGAUCAACCAAGUACAAGUAGGUCAGCUAUUCAAAUGCAUUCUGCACCAGAGCAACCACAUACCAGAAGAGCAAUGCAAAUGCAUUCUGCAUCGGAUCAACCAAGUACCAGUAGAUCAGCUAUUCAAAUGCAUUCUGCACCAGAUCAACGACAAACCUUAAGAGCAUUGCCAAUGCAUUCUGCACCAGAGCAACCAAUUACCUUAAGAGCAUUGCUAAUGCAUUCUGCACCGGAUCAACCAAGUACCAGUAGAUCAGCUAUUCAAAUGCAUUCUGCACCAGAUCAACGACAUACCAGAAGAGCAAUGCGAAUGCAUUCUGAUCCGGAUCAACCAAGUACUAGUAGAUCAGCUAUUCAAAUGCAAUCUACAUCAAAUCAACCACAGACCAGAAGGCCAGUACAUCGAAUACAUUCUGCAUCAGAUUUAUCAAGUACAAGAAAAUCAUCAAUUCAGAUACAUUCAUCACCAGAGCAGUCAGCUACAUCAGAUGAAGAUAAUGAAUUCAUGGAACAUGAACCAAGAAAAGUGAAAAGAUUGAUAGGAUCAAGGAAAAAUAUUUUGAAACAAAAAUCACCCAUAAGUCUCAGAGUCCCUAAAGUCUCAGAAAAUACAGUAGAGCCACCCACAACACAUCAAGAAGCUGUCAGGUCACUGGAUGAUUUUGUAAAUUUGGCAGCUGAAAGACACUUAUCUGGUUCUCAGUCACAUUCGUCAUCAUCAUCAUCAUCGAGCAUCUUGACACCUUACACAUCCCCUGAAAAAGCAGGAAAAUUUGUUUCACCAGAACGCAAACGAAAGUUACCAUCGCCUCCUGCUAAUGUUUCCAAAACUGUACAAGGACCAAUGGAAUUUGCUGUGCAAUUUGCAGAUAUGUUGUUCCCAUUUGAUGAUUCUGAUUCCGAUACUAAUCCUUUGGUUACACCAAUCAAGCAAGUGAAACAAUCAAUUAAUAAAUAUCUAACUGAUAAAUUUGAUUAUUUCUACUACCCAGGAGAUGAAGCGUACAGGAUCUCAACUCCUACAAAUCAGCCUUGGUCAAGUUCUCCUUCUAUUUCCUCUUCAUCUUCAUUCGUUCAUUCAGCUGCAACUUCUCCAGUUGAAACUGAAACAUCUCCUCGUUCAUCAUCAGACAAUCCACAUUUAACUCCAGUAAAGGAUACUUCUUGUCAAGAGACGAAGACUCCGUCUCAAAGCACAAGUCCAGACUUUAUAUCCAGACCAAUGAGUUCCAUGGAUCUAUCUUCUAAGCAGAAAGCAACACCAACCACACCAUCAACACAAGAAUCACUCUUAUCUUCGUUUCAUUCAAAUUCAUCUUUGCAAAAUGUGAGGGAGGGUUUGGACAGCUCUAACAUGGAAGGUAGUGGGGAAACAGAGGCAUUCAGUAUUGUCUCAGCACUGGAGAUUGCAGAGGGUGGAGCUGCAGGUUUCCACAAUCAGCCAACUGCAUCCAACUUGGAAAAAAGUACUUCUCAUAACAAUCAAACGACAUCAAUGGAUACUGAAGUUGGAAAUGAAGACUUAGCAUCAAUUCCGGAACCAGCUUCAACAUUCUCUCUAUUAAGUUAUCAGAAAGAGCCAUCAGCAGGAGAAGGAGACCAAUCAAUGCAGCCAGGGACAGCAUCUAACACACUGACAGAAGGCAGUUCAAGUUCUUCAUCUUCAAUUCACCACCCUUGCCUGUAUUCGAGAAGUCCCUUGCCUGAGAUUACAGGUUUGGAUGAGAAAUAUUUUGAUGAGCUGAUGCCUAUGGAGGAGGAUAGAGAGACAACAAGUGCUGAGAUAGCUCGUACUGCAGUGAGUGAACCAAUUGAUUUCAGCUCACUGCCUUCUUCUAGCUCAAUGCAUUAUAAUGUUGCAUCGUUUCCUCGCGGUAGCCACAGUGGAGUAGACAUGCCAGCACAAAUUACUCCUGGGCCAAUGUCUUCAAGUCCCCAUACUCCUGUCCCAUUUAUAAACCCCAGUCAAAAUGAGCCUGAUAAUAGACCUGAAGAGACUGAGCACUUACAAACGAAUAAUCCUAGAAGCAGUAGUAACAUGCCUUAACCAAAUAACUGACAACUACCUAAUGAUUUCCACGCAGUGAGCUAGUUACAUCAAAAUUAUUGAUAAAAAAAAACAAUAAUUUUGAUACAGAAACUUUUCUUCAUUAAGGGAAAAAAUAAUUUGAAGUAAUAAACUUCAUAUUAGUUAUAAUUGACAUAUACUUUUCUAUUGUGUAGUUUACUACUAAUAAAAAAUAAUACAAAAUUUAAUAAAUAUUAACAAAAAAAUUAUUUCUAUAAUCUGAAUAGAAUGAGUUGAGACUUGGACAAAAUAUCGUUAUUGCGUAAUUGUGAUCUUCACAUAAAACCCCCAUAUGACAACCCUACAUUGACUAUGAUGUAAAAGAUAAUAUGGGCUUGUAUGUGAACUUUAUAAUUUCACACAAUUCGGCAACGUGAAUAUAUUGCUCAAGUCUCAGCUUGUUUUAUUCAGAGUAUAUUAUAAAAACGUUUGAACGUUUCACUUUCAAAAGUGAUGAAUUGGGUUUUUAUGUAUUGUAGACCAGUUAAACUGUUUUAUAAUUAAUUGAAUAAAAAGUUUUAAUUAUGUA